UCUGCUGUCUCAGAGGAGUCAACAUUCCAGGAUUGUCUCCCGGCCAGGUGUCCCACUGGAGCACAAUGAUACUGCCCAAAAAACUGAGGCUGCUCCUGUUUCUGGCUUUGCAGAUAGCUGUCUUGGCUCUCUUCAUCUACCUGUAUGACAGUUCCCUGCCUGGGAAGGAGGAGCCCAGACCCGUGCAUGUGCUGAUCCUGUCUUCCUGGCGCUCUGGCUCUUCCUUUGUAGGGCAGCUUUUUGGACAGCACCCAGAUGUCUUCUACCUGAUGGAGCCCGCCUGGCACGUGUGGAUGACGUUCACCCAGAGCACCUAUUGGAGGCUGCACAUGGCCGUGCGCGAUCUGCUACGCUCAGUCUUUCUGUGCGACAUGAGCGUCUUCGACUCGUACAUGAAUCCUGGUCCUCGGAAACAAUCCAUCCUCUUCCACUGGGAACACAGCCGGGCCCUCUGCUCCCCUCCUGCCUGCAACAUCUUCCCUCGGGACAACAUCACCUACCAUGCUCACUGUAAGCUCCUGUGCCAUCAGCAGCCCUUCGAAGGGGUGGAGGAGGCCUGCCGUUCCUACAGCCACGUGGCCCUCAAGGAGGUGCGCUUCUUCAACCUGCAGUCCCUUCACCCGCUGCUCAUGGACCCCAUGCUCAACCUGCACAUCGUGCACUUGGUCCGGGACCCCCGGGCUGUGUUCCGUUCUCGAGAACACACCACAGUAGAGCUCAUGACUGACAGUCGCAUGGUGUUGGGGCAGCUUUGGCAAAUGCUCAAGGAAGAGGACCGGCCAUAUCAAACCAUGCAGAUUAUCUGCCAAAGUCAGAUGGAGAUAUUUAAGGCUAUCCAGUUCUUGCCUGAGGCUCUACGGCGGCGCUACCUGCUGGUGCGCUAUGAAGAUUUGGUGCGAAUGCCCCUGGCCCAGACUUCCCGGAUGUAUGAGUUCGUGGGGUUGAAAUUCUUUCCUCAUCUCCAGACUUGGGUGCACAACAUCACGCGGGGCAAGGGUAUGGGUCAGCAUGCCUUCCACACAAAUGCCAGGAACGCCCUCAACGUCUCCCAGGCUUGGCGCUGGUCCUUGCCUUUUGAAAAGGUUUCUCGACUUCAGACAGUCUGUGGUGAUUUUAUGGAUUUGAUGGGCUACCUCCAUGUCAGAUCCCAGGAAGAGCAGAAAAACCUAAAGCUGGAUCUGCUAUCUAGCUGGAGGCCCUUGGAACAAGUGUACUGAGAGGGAUGAGGAGGUCUGUACCUGCCUGGUCCUGGCCUCAACUCCAUUCCCUGGAUGCUCUGAGCCUUAACUGGGUCUCUGUAAGUUAUGCACAUUGCAUGUGAAUCAGGCCCAUUUACACUCAAGCAGAGGAAGCUUUGUGUCUAAACUCUGGUCUAAAAAGUCAACUCAGGAACCUUAUGUGAGCAGCACGUUCCAUAGUGAAAUGUAAUAUAGCCUGUCUUCUCUUCUUGCCUGUCUAUCUGAGCAUACCGUGGAGACUCUUCGUGUGUUAGACACCAUGCAGUAUUGGUGGAGAAGACCCAUAAACCUCCCUGUCUGCAUCUUCCUCAGUAGGAAAAAGGAGAGACAAUAAAAAAACAGGGAAGUCGGUCUUGCACCAGAGGUUUCACCAGUCCAUUCCAAAGACACGAACUCUAAACCCUCAGAGUUUCCGGAAGAGUGAAGGAAGAAACUGAUGCCUGUCUUGAGCUUAUGGUCACAGCCAUCAUUAUCACAAACACAAAGUUUACUCUGCACAACUGAGCAAGCUCUUAAACCCAGGAGGUGGCUGACUUCUAUUGGGACAUUAUUCCCCUCGUGUGUUCCUAUCACACACAGGCUCGCUCUGUGAAGCUGCCAUCCAGGACCACUUCAAUUCCAAAAUAAGAUUCUGUUUAGAAUGUACCCUUAUAUGCCUUCUAAUUACUAUUUAUCCUAUUUUUAUGGGACCCUACUCUAAGAAGAUAUCAUUUUUAUAAAUUUCUAUAAUUCGUUAUUACCUAUCACAUGGAUAGGUAGACAGACAGACAGACAGACAGACAGACAGAUAAUAGAUAGAUGGAUAGAUAGAUCUUAAAAUUGGGUAGUAAAUAGACAACCAGCAACUCAGUUCUUUUUUGUAUGAGGCCUCAUUUGUAAUAAUGCCUCAUGCAUCACCUAAGGGCCUACCAAAAUAAUUUUUACUCUAAUCCUUAAGCCAGAAGACCCCUAUCCUGGUACUCAUCUUCCCCUGGUUCCAGUCUCUGCCUCCCCUAGGAAGAAGUCUUUCCUCCCAGGCUUCACAGAUGCCCAGCUCUAUCUGUGCCUCAGAAUCACAGGCUUCAAAUGCACACUGCCAGGACUUGCCUCAAAUCUGUUGGGUUUGGCGUCUCCCAGUGUGGAGCAGGGAUUCUGGGUGCUCAUCAUGCCGCCAGCCUGGAGCUGGACACCCUGCGCCAGGAACCAGCACCAUUUACCGUCAUGCUCCAAGGGAGGUCACGUUCAGCACGUGCUGGCUGUGGAUGUAGCG
Molecule: messenger RNA, 2487 nt
Organism: Octodon degus (degu)
Lineage: Eukaryota; Metazoa; Chordata; Mammalia; Rodentia; Octodontidae
Gene: Chst4
Product: carbohydrate sulfotransferase 4
Exons: 2
Coding region: 66-1217 (383 amino acids)
Biological process (GO): carbohydrate metabolic process; N-acetylglucosamine metabolic process; protein sulfation
Cellular component (GO): Golgi membrane
Molecular function (GO): N-acetylglucosamine 6-O-sulfotransferase activity
Source: RefSeq, a predicted model, not a curated record